AUGUUGGGCAUUGAUAUGAAAUUAGCAUCCAAAGAAGAAAGAUCGAAAUUGCGGAAAAAAAGGGAAGAAGUGCGGAAAAUAAGAAAUGAGAAAACAUCGGAGUUGCAACAAUCUGUUUGCUACAAAAGUGAAACCGAAAUCGAAAGUGAGUCCAUAGAAGUAGAUAGUGAUGUUUUCCACGAUGAAUUUCCAUCUAAAGAACGGCGUUUUACUACAAAAAAAAUAUGGAUUACACCACGAUUAUGUGCCGCACUUGAUAAAGCGAAGGUGUCGGACCGACAGGCGAUGCAUAUUUUGAUGGCAACAGUAGAGGCUUUGGAGAUUCCUGCCGAUAAUAAAGUCUUGAAUCGUACUUCUUUACAGCAGUUGCGUCAAAACAAUCGGCACUAUCAAUUUGGCGAAGCAAAGUCUGAAUUCCUCGAUAACGUACGUAUUACACUGGGCAGAUCCAACGUGUAUAAGUUAGCAGUUCUCGUAAGCUACAAUGGAACUGCUAAGUUUUUGGGCGCUCCCAAAAUUGAAUCAGGUACCGGCAAAAACAUAGCUCAAGCUGUUCAUAAUACUUUAGUCGAAUGGGACAUUUCUGAAAAAGUUGUGGCUUCGAGCUUUGAUACUACUUCCUCAAACACUGGCCUUCAACAAGGUGCUUGCAUUCUUAAAUAUACGCGGCGAUUAUAA
Messenger RNA from Brassicogethes aeneus, 678 nucleotides. The record is from the annotation of a GenBank genome assembly. NCBI's taxonomy places the organism in Eukaryota, Metazoa, Arthropoda, Insecta, Coleoptera, Nitidulidae.